AUGAGGUCUACUGUAGUAGUCACGCGUCACGCGACAAUCAACAGAAUGUGGCAAUAGAGAGAAAACGUCGGGUCCAGCAAGAGAAAAGUGCAAAUCAUCCAAGUGAUAGAGGAAGAGCAGCAGAAGAUCAACGAGAGGGUUGAGCAAGUGGAGACGGAGGAAGACGGCAAGGGAGUCAUCAGCCCGGCCGCAUCUCUGCUCUCGGACAGCGCCCUGAGCAUGAUCAUCGACGAAGAUCCGAUGCUAAGAGAGAAGACGCCGGAGCCGCGAUCGGAGCAACAGCAGAUGGAGGCGACGAUGCAGCAGCUCGAGACCACCAUCGCCCAACUCGAGAGCAAAAGCAAGGCCCUGCCGCAAGUGCUGUUCGGCACGCAAGUGACAACCACCGGAUCAGCCACACUGGCGCACCAAGUGGUCAUCUACAAUGAGAUCGAACAGAUGCACAAAGUCAUAUAGAUUUUCUCGCGUUUCUCGAAAAUGUCGGUCGAAAUGUCCGAACCGCUUUCUAAGCGGCCGUACUCCGCCACCAUCACCGACUCCCCGCCUCAGUCAACUUCUACUACUUAUUCCUCUACCGCUGCUGUGCCAUACUCCGACUACCGAACGCUCUACAAUCACGUCGCCGCCCUCACCGACAUCAUCUCCUCCACAAAGCCAUCGUGA
Molecule: messenger RNA, 663 nt
Organism: Caenorhabditis sp. 36 PRJEB53466
Lineage: Eukaryota; Metazoa; Nematoda; Chromadorea; Rhabditida; Rhabditidae
Source: the annotation of a GenBank genome assembly